This is a messenger RNA of Frankliniella occidentalis (western flower thrips), 4180 nucleotides long. It is a transcript of the gene Ocrl, whose product is annotated as type II inositol 1,4,5-trisphosphate 5-phosphatase. The transcript is spliced from 20 exons. NCBI's taxonomy places the organism in Eukaryota, Metazoa, Arthropoda, Insecta, Thysanoptera, Thripidae. Gene Ontology annotation, biological process: signal transduction; phosphatidylinositol dephosphorylation. The record is from RefSeq and is a predicted model, not a curated record. The coding region runs from base 268 to 2901 and encodes 877 amino acids. Gene Ontology annotation, cellular component: membrane. Gene Ontology annotation, molecular function: inositol phosphate phosphatase activity; phosphatidylinositol-4,5-bisphosphate 5-phosphatase activity.
UCCUCUCUCUGAUUUCUCUUGUCUCUCUCACCUCGACUGACUGUUGUGAUGAUAAGCCAAGAUCACUCUUUUGAAAACUAAUCAUGUAUGUUAAAAUUAUCAGCAUGUAUGUGCAUUCAAUUCGAAUCAAGAUGCACUUUUCUGUCAGCUACCCAAGGCAUUGGCACUUUUUGCAACAUGAACAGUGAUCCAUAGAUUCUGUGCAAAGAUUGGUUCUUUUCUGAGACUUUGCUCCUCCACACCAUCCUCUAUAUAUUAGAUUGAAAGAUGUCAUUCAAUCAGGAUCAUUUGGGAAUCAUCCAGGCAAAGCUCAGUUCAGGAGAAACUGCUUCCACUUGCCAUGAGGCAAGUCUUAUGCAGGGUUGUGUUUGUGCAUCUCGUAUCCUGGCUUUAGUCGAACAUGAAGGUGAAUGGGCUCUUUUUAUUUUUAUAUCCUCACGAAUGCCACCAGAAGUAUUUACUGAUCUAGCUAUAGAGAGAGUAAUUCCAAUUGAUAAUGAUUUCAAAUGUGAAAUUGAUGCUGGAGAGCAAAGUGUAGAUGUUUAUGUGAAUUCUCGAAAGUUAAAGCUUUUAUUUAAAAUGAUACCUAGUAUCAAGACAAACAAUUUUGUGUCUGAAAUAAUGCGGUCAAUGGAAGAUCUAACAAAACGUAGGGAUCCACCGCCAGAGUUUCAGUGGCUUCAUAAAUACUCUGGAUCGAGUACUUCAAGUAGAAAUAAAACUGAUUGUGAAUCUGCUACCACGGAUAUCACAGAAGAUGAUGCUUCAAAAGAAAAGAUGCUAGAUCUUGAUAGUCCAGAUAUUGUUGUGUCACGACAUAGUGUAGCUCAGGGAGCCAACCCCAUUGCUGCCCGAGAAAAUGUUAUUCAACAUCAAAUGUCUCUGAAAGAAAAUGACUAUACCUACACUCAAAUUCUCCGAGUAUUUAUUGGUACCUGGAACGUCAAUGGUUUGCCUCCUACUUCAAGUCUGACUCCUUGGCUUGCAUCUGAUAUGGAACCUCCAGACAUUUAUGCUGUUGGUUUUCAGGAACUCGAUCUAAGCAAAGAGGCUUUUCUAUUUAAUGACACACCCAGAGAAGAAGAGUGGAGGAGGUCUGUUAUUGCCGCUUUACACCCUGGUGCAAACUAUAAACAAGUUGCACUUGUAAGACUGGUGGGUAUGAUGUUGAUUUUACUAGUUCAAGAAAAACACGAGAAACAUGUCAGAAAUGCUGCUUUUGAAACUGUUGGAACUGGAAUAAUGGGGAAAAUGGGAAAUAAAGGGGGUGUUGCAAUAAGAAUGGAGAUUCACAAUACAUCAAUGUGUUUUGUCAACUCUCAUUUGGCAGCUCAUGUAGAAGAAUUUGAGAGGCGUAACCAGGAUUAUCAUGAUAUUUGUUCAAGAUUAUCAUUUUCUAAAUUUUCACCUCCAAAAGUCAUUGACAAACAUGAUCAAAUAUAUUGGCUUGGUGACCUCAACUAUCGAAUAACAGAAAUGGAGCCACGCAUUGUGAGGGAUCUAAUUAGCCACAACAGUUUAGGUGCUCUUCUAGAGUGUGAUCAGCUAAAUCGGCAACGUAGUCAAAAGAAUGUCUUUAGUGGCUACCGAGAAGGCCCAAUUACAUUUAAACCUACUUACAAGUAUGAUCCUGGAACAGAUGAUUGGGAUUCGAGUGAGAAAAACCGGGCUCCUGCAUGGUGUGAUCGUAUUUUGUGGAAAGGUGAUGGAAUGGACCAAAAGGAAUACCGAAGUCAUCCUAUUUUGAGGACCAGUGAUCACAAGCCAGUCAGUGCCAUGUUUGAGUCACAGGUUCGAGUGAUUGAUGUUGUUAAAUAUCGCAGAGUUCAUGAAGAAGUCUUAAAGAAACUGGACAAGCUAGAAAAUGAGUUUCUACCCCAGGUUACAGUUGAUAAUACUGAAAUAAUCUUUGAUGUUGUGAGGUACUUAGAAGCCCAGAGUCAAGAAUUGAUAAUUGCUAACACUGGCCAGGUUCCUGUUCAAUUUGGAUUCAUCAAAAAGCCUGAUGAUUCAAAAUUUUGCAAAGAGUGGUUGAACAUAGAUCCUGCUGUCAGUUUUAUCAUGCCAGGAGAAAAGUGUGAUGUGAAGCUUGAGGUUUGUGUUGACAAGAAGUCUGCCUCAAAAUUAAACUGUGGAGAGGACAAGCUUUAUGAUAUUCUUGUCCUUCAUUUAGAGGGUGGAAAGGAUAUAUUUAUAACUGUCACUGGUAAUUAUGAAAGGAGCUGUUUUGGAUCCUCAAUAGAAGCUUUGGUACAUAUUAGUGUACCUGUAAGAGAAAUAUCCAUUGGAAGGCUGGUGGAACUGGAAAAAGGAGAACCACCUGGAGGUAUGGAACCAUACCCUAUUCCCAAAGAAAUUUGGUUUUUAGUUGAUCAUUUAUAUCGACAUGGUUUAAAAAAACAGAAUUUGUUUUUGUUGCCUGGUCUCAACUCUGAAUUAAUUGCCAUACGCAAUUGGCUUGACAAUGGAUCAUCUGAACCAUUACCUGGAAGCCUUCAUUCAAUAGCUGAAGCUCUCCUUCUACUUUUGGAGUCCACAGCCGAACCAAUUGUACCAUUUAACCUUCAUAGUGUUUGCUUAGGGGCUGCCAGCAAUUAUCUUCAGUGCAAGCAGAUUGUUAUGCAGGAAUUACCUGAAUACCGAAAAAAUGUGUUCUUGUACCUUUGUUUCUUCUUACAAGAAUUAUUGUCACAUGCAAAUGAAAAUGGGCUGGAUGCAAAAACUCUUGCAACUGUAUUUGGAGGAAUAUUCCUUCGAGAUCCACCUCGGUUAUCUGCUAGAGGAAGAGGAAAUCUUACAGCAAUGGAUAGAAAGAAAGCAAGCUUUGUUUACCACUUUCUUGUCAAUGAUCUCAGUGACUAUGUGACAAGCAAGGUACUUCACCUUGGCCCAACUACUUAAAAAACUCUUUGAAAGUAUUCCAAAAUUCAACUUCUUAACACAAGCUUUAAAAAAUUACUAUCUUAUGUACUUGAAUGAAGUAUGUACCGGGUGUACAGGCUAAUACUCCCCAGUGUUGUGGGUUUGCAUACCCAAGGGGCUAUGGCGCCUUACGCGCAGAUCGGGUCGGCAAACCCGCAACACUGUGGUGUAUUGCCUUUACAGAUGGUACUAUGUAUGUCUCUUGCACUUACACUACACCAUCUGUUUGGAAAUACACACUAUUAAAAUAGGUUACCAUCAUUGUGGUAACUGCACUGUAUGUAAUUUUAUUUUUAAAUGGUUAAUCACUGAAUGCAAACCAUUUGCAUUUUGAAUUCUUAUCAAGUACUGUAACUGAGUACCUAGAUUGCACAGGUAGUUUAAUGUACAGAAUAAAGGUACUUUACUGUUGUGCAAAGUUGAAUAUUAACAAAAAAAAAUUGUAUCAAAUCAUAAUUACUUGUAAGUCAGUGUUUUAUUUUAUGUACUGUAGCUUCUUACAUUGAAAUUACACAAUUUUCUCUUGAUUUGUACAAUUUUUGCUACUCUACCACUUCAAGUAGGGUCUUCUUAUGCAUUUCUCUGAUUGUUUCUGAAUGUCAUUAUUUUAGUAAUGUUGUAAAGCUAAUUGUUUAUUAAGUUCAGUGUAAUAGUUUCUAUUUUACUGUGUUGUCCUGAGUGGAACGAAACCAAGUAAAUGAAUGGUUAUUUUGCUGUUAUUCGCACGACAUAUUAACACUUAAAUAACAACAUAUAACAAAUAAACUUGUUAUGAAGAGACGGUAAUUUUGUCAUUUUCUUCUUGUUAAAUGGACCACUUUAACAAGAGGAAAACGACAAAAUUACCUUCUCCUUAUGACAAGUUUAUUUGUUAUAUGUUUUUAUUUAAAUGUUAAUAUGUCGUGAGAAUAACAGCAAAACUAUGGCAAAACAACCAUUCAUUCACUCGGUUUCGUUCCGCACGGGGUAUAAUGCAUUUUAUGCGGAUAGGCAGGGACCAUUUUGAUGACUUUUCUAGUACAAAAAUAGUCUACUUAGGUUGUACUUUGCUACAAAUUUAUUCACGGGUUUACUGUUACUACUCUGAUGAGAUUGCUUUUAUGUGCAACUUCUACUUAUUCCAAUGUGCCUGUCAUUUAUAGCAUUUAGACACAGGUACCUUUUCUCCCUGUAAUGAAGUCAAAACCCUAAAUUUGUUUUAUCUGUUGCUCCUUGUCUUGCCUUUUUCCAGUAAUAAUAAAUGUCUUCGAAAGCACUA